CGGGGCGGACUGUGGCCGCGAGCCUCGGGACCCUCGCGGCGCCGGCUCCGAAGCCCUGAACUCCGGGGGGCUGUGCCCAGGGCGCCUCGGAGCCUCGCAGCCGCCGCCCUCGAGCGCAGCCGCCGGCACGCGCGUUGGGACCGCAGUUUCGGUCGCCGGCCCGGGAGGGAGCGGCAGUGUUUGCGGGCGGAGGAGCGGCGGCCGCGGCACCAGCAUCCCCGGCGCGGGUGGGACCGCCGAGCGCCGGAGCCGGCGGCCGGAGGCCGGAAGGGAGGUCGUGGCGCCAGGGCUGGGUGCGUUCCCGGGCGCCCGCGCUCCGCAGCCCGCCCUGCCCCCGGCCGCCCGGUGCAGGUCUCGAACAAUGGUGCGGAGCGCGGGCGCGAGCCCCGCGUCCGCCCAGCGGUCGUAGAGGAAGUGGCCGGGCUGCGGGUGGGGUGGGCAGGGAGACGCCCCCAGCCACUCGCUCGCGGAGUUUGCGCGUCUGGCCUCUCGGACCUCGGACGCGGCUCGGGAUCGCCGACGGCUGCCCCCCUGGAGAGUAUGGUGCCGGCGCCCGGGCUGGUCUAGCUCUCCGUGCGCUCCUUUUCCUCCGCUCGCUCCGCCUCGCCCUCCUGCCGGGGUGGCCUCUGGGUGCUCCGCGUGUGGGAGUACAACUCUGCUCCUCCGGGGAGACCGGCUCGUGGCCGCCCAGCUGAACUUGCCCCUUGGAAGCGACCCCGGAACAGCUGGAUAAUGUCCACUCCGAGCAGAUUCAAAAAGGACAAAGAGAUCAUAGCCGAGUAUGAAAGUCAAGUCAAAGAAAUCCGAGCUCAACUGGUAGAACAACAAAAAUGCCUGGAGCAGCAAACCGAGAUGCGAGUUCAGCUUCUCCAGGACCUUCAAGAUUUCUUCCGGAAAAAGGCCGAAAUCGAGACAGAAUAUUCUAGGAACCUAGAGAAGCUGGCAGAAAGGUUCAUGGCAAAAACAAGGAGCACUAAGGACCAUCAGCAGUACAAGAAAGACCAGAACCUGUUGUCUCCGGUGAACUGCUGGUAUUUGCUCCUGAACCAAGUACGGCGAGAAAGCAAAGACCACGCCACCCUGAGUGACAUCUACCUGAACAAUGUGAUCAUGAGGUUCAUGCAGAUAAGCGAGGAUUCCACCAGAAUGUUUAAAAAGAGCAAAGAAAUUGCAUUCCAACUUCAUGAGGAUUUAAUGAAGGUUCUUAAUGAGCUUUACACGGUGAUGAAAACCUAUCACAUGUACCAUGCAGAGAGCAUCAGUGCAGAGAGCAAGCUGAAAGAGGCUGAGAAGCAAGAGGAGAAGCAAAUUGGGAGAUCUGGGGAUCCAGUCUUCCAUAUUAGACUGGAAGAGAGACAUCAGCGGCGGAGCUCUGUAAAGAAAAUUGAAAAAAUGAAAGAAAAGAGACAAGCUAAGUACUCAGAAAAUAAGCUAAAAUCCAUUAAGGCACGGAAUGAGUAUCUCCUAACACUUGAAGCAACCAAUGCCUCGGUUUUCAAGUAUUAUAUUCAUGAUCUUUCAGAUUUAAUUGAUUGCUGUGAUCUUGGCUACCAUGCAAGCCUGAACAGGGCCCUGAGAACAUAUCUCUCUGCGGAGUAUAACCUCGAAACCUCCCGACAUGAAGGCUUAGACAUUAUCGAGAAUGCAGUUGACAAUUUAGAACCGAGGAGUGACAAGCAGAGAUUCAUGGAGAUGUACCCUGCAGCGUUCUGUCCACCAAUGAAGUUUGAAUUUCAGUCUCACAUGGGUGAUGAGGUGUGUCAGGUCAGCGCCCAGCAGCCCGUCCAGGCGGAGCUCAUGCUCAGGUACCAACAGCUGCAGUCCCGGUUGGCCACACUCAAGAUCGAGAACGAGGAGGUGAAGAAAACGACGGAAGCCACCUUGCAGACAAUACAGGACAUGGUGACCAUUGAGGACUAUGACGUGUCCGAGUGCUUCCAGCACAGCCGCUCCACAGAGUCCGUGAAGUCCACCGUCUCUGAGACCUACCUGAGUAAGCCCAGCAUCGCCAAGCGAAGAGCGAACCAGCAGGAGACGGAGCAGUUCUACUUCAUGAAACUCCGAGAGUAUUUGGAAGGCAGUAAUCUCAUCACAAAACUCCAAGCCAAGCAUGACUUGCUGCAGAGGACUCUCGGAGAAGGUCACAAAGCUGAAUAUAUGACUACAAGGCCUCCAAACGUUCCCCCUAAGCCCCAGAAACACAGGAAGUCCCGACCCCGCUCACAGUAUAAUGCUAAGUUGUUUAAUGGGGAUUUGGAAACAUUCGUCAAGGACUCGGGACAGGUUAUCCCCCUCAUAGUGGAAAGCUGUAUUCGAUUCAUCAAUCUCUAUGGUCUUCAACAUCAAGGGAUUUUCCGAGUAUCUGGUUCCCAAGUGGAAGUCAAUGAUAUUAAAAAUUCAUUUGAAAGAGGUGAGAAUCCUCUAGCUGAUGACCAGAGCAACCACGACAUUAACUCGGUGGCCGGCGUUCUGAAGCUCUAUUUCCGCGGGCUGGAAAACCCCCUCUUUCCUAAGGAAAGAUUUAAUGAUCUGAUUUCUUGUAUCAGAAUAGAAAAUCUCUAUGAGAGGGCGCUUCACAUCCGCAAACUCCUCUUGACCUUGCCCAGGUCGGUCCUGAUAGUGAUGAGGUAUCUCUUUGCCUUCCUCAAUCAUCUUUCCCAGUACAGUGAUGAGAACAUGAUGGACCCUUACAACCUGGCCAUUUGCUUUGGCCCAACACUGAUGCCUGUCCCAGAAAUACAGGACCAGGUGUCUUGUCAGGCACAUGUGAACGAAAUUGUCAAGACUAUCAUCAUCCACCAUGAGGCCAUUUUCCCAGAUUCUAAGGAACUAGAUGGCCCUGUGUAUGAGAAAUGUAUGGCUGGAGAUGAUUACUGUGACAGCCCAUACAGUGAGCACGGUACGUUGGAGGAGGCUGACCAAGAGGCUGGUACGGAACCCCACACCAGUGAAGAUGAAUGUGAGCCAAUAGAAGCAAUAGCCAAGUUUGACUAUGUCGGGCGCUCCGCCAGAGAACUGUCCUUCAAGAAGGGCGCCUCCCUGCUGCUGUACCACCGCGCCUCCGAGGACUGGUGGGAAGGCCGACACAACGGCGUGGACGGGCUCGUGCCGCACCAGUACAUAGUAGUGCAGGACAUGGAUGACACUUUUUCAGACACUCUGAGCCAAAAAGCUGACAGUGAGGCCAGCAGCGGCCCAGUCACUGAAGACAAGUCAUCCUCCAAGGACAUGAACUCGCCCACAGACCGCCACUCCGAUGGCUACUUGGCCAGACAAAGAAAACGAGGAGAGCCACCCCCUCCACUAAGACGUCCUGGCAGGACCAGUGAUGGCCAUUGUCCCCUCCACCCCCCGCAUGCUCUUUCCAACUCCUCAGUUGACCUGGGGUCCCCCAACCUGGCCAGUCAGUCCCGCGGCCUGCUGCAGAACCGUGGCCUCAAUAAUGACAGUCCUGAGAGGAGGCGCCGGCCUGGCCAUGGAAGCCUGACCAACAUCAGCCGGCACGACUCUCUCAAGAAGAUCGACAGUCCUCCUAUCAGAAGGUCCACAUCAUCAGGGCAAUAUACGGGCUUCAAUGACCACAAGCCACUGGACCCAGAGACAAUUGCUCAGGAUAUUGAAGAGACAAUGAACACUGCUUUAAAUGAACUCCGAGAACUGGAGAGGCAGAGUACAGCGAAGCACGCACCCGAUGUGGUUCUGGAUACCUUGGAACAAGUGAAAAACUCUCCGACGCCAGCCACCUCGACAGAAUCUCUCAGCCCUUUGCACAGUGUAGCCCUCAGGAGCUCUGAGCCUCAGAUCCGGCGCAGCACUAGCUCCUCCAGUGACACAAUGAGUACUUUUAAGCCUAUGGUGGCACCCAGGAUGGGCGUGCAGCUGAAGCCCCCCGCCCUUAGGCCAAAACCUGCUGUUCUUCCAAAAACAAACCCUACUGUAGGACCUGCCCCACCUUCCCAGGGUGCAGCAGACAAAUCUUGCACGAUGUAAAUACCAGCUGAGCAAGGUCAUAAGGGGAAGUGGUUUGAAAAAAGAAAAUGGACUAGUGACAAAAGUCAAUGAUCCAUAACUUUCCUUAGUUUUGUGCUUAUAACUGGAGAUCUUCUGGCUUUUCUAUGUUGUCGAAUGUAAUGUCUCAGACUAGCUAAAUUAACACGGGCAUUUGUAUUUUGUAAUUUUUCUAAGUAACUGGACAUAUGUCAUUUUAAAGACAAUAGAAACACUUAGACUUACUUGAAAAUCCAAUGCUGCACCACUUGUAAUGAAGGCAACACUGCUCCGUUUCGCACAGUGCUUCAGAUUUAGCAUAGCCCAGAUGAGUCAGAAAUGUCUUUGAUUGAAAAGCAGUAGGAUCUGCUUUCCAUGUCUUACUGGAGUGUAACCAGUGUUAGAGGGGCACUUGGGGUCAUCAAAAGGUGAUCAGGGCAUUAUUGAUAAUGACUGUAGGCAACUCUGAUUCCAUCCAGAGUGGGAGUCCAGCUUCUGCUAAAGACUUGCAUUUACCAAAGUAGGACAUUCAUCCCAUGAACUGAGUGGACUGAACGAUCGCCUCUUCUGUAGCAGUCACCCCUGGGGCCAGGUUAGAACCCUGGUGUUGCUUAAGUCGAACUAACAAGAGAAAAAUAUCAUCUCCAAAGUUAUUCCAUGCACUACCAUAAUCAGGCCCUGGAGGAUUACAAGCCCACCCUCUGCAUUUCCGAAGCACUAGGACAGUCUGAAGACUUUCUGGGGCCCGGAAUACAGUUCAGCGGCAGAAUGCCUGCCUGGCAAGUGCAAGGUCCUGUGUUCGAUUCCCAGUACAAACAAACAAAAAAACGUUCUGGUUACACCACAAACUUCUGCAAAGAUCUGUUGUUCUAACUGCCUAGAAAAUACUUCCAUCGCCCAGAAAUCCCUAUUUUCCUCUGUGGAAAAAGAAUGAAUCCUUGAUCCAGUCAGCAUUCUCUGACUAAAUUACCAUGGUUCCCUUAAAUGUACCACAAAGGUCUGAUGAUCCUAAUUUUGAAAUCUUACUUCCCCACUCCAUUUCUCCUUUUGUGCCAACCCUCAACUGGCUAUGGUACUUGAGUAAAAGCCAUAAUGGACCAUCGUAGGAAGAUUACCUCAGGGGCCCUUCCAAUUUUGUACUUUGGAACCAUGACUUUUCCUUGAUUGUUUCACUUUGUGGCCUGUGGUCUCUAUAUGACUUACAUAGGCAGUCAAGCUCAGUUAGAGAGCCUCUUUCUCUGUUAUCCAUGCUCAUAGACAAUUAUUCUUUAGCUGAUACUUUUGCUGUGUUUCUUUGCUAUCUUAAAGAGUUGUUUUUGUUUUAUUAGGGGGGCUGGGUGGUGCUGGGGAUUCUAGGCACACACCCCACCCCUGAGCUAUUCUCCUGGUCCCACAAAAUUGCUUUGAAUGCAUUUACUUUUAGUAAGGUAUAAAUAACCACUGUCCUGCCAGUGGCAGUCAGUAACAUCUGUAGACCUAUAACCUUUUUAUCUAUGUUACCAUUGAACUUAUGAAUGAAGGAAUAUGGAUUCCUCAAAGCAAACUCCCUUGAACCACUGUUGGAUCUGUCUGUAUUUAGUUCUAAGCUGGAAGCCAACUGCAAGCCCCCCUAAGAAUUGCACAGUAUGGACUUUGCUCCAUCAGUCCCUUGGUACGUGCAUCAUGCUGAAACAGAUUAAGAGCUGUACUGAAAGCAAAAUCAUGACUUUUGUCUUUACCUCGGUUUCCCAGCCUAACCAUUCUACUGCCAAAUGGGGUUAAAUUAAUGAACUAUGACCUUCCAAAGUCACCCUUGCUUGCCAGUGGCCCAAUUUCAGAAGUGGACUGAACAGUGUUGUUGCCCCCACCUGUUUCUAGCUACACACACCCCCAUGUAUUUCUAAACAUGGUAAAGUUUUAAACUUCAUUUUCAGAACUGUUCUUUUUGGACAUUUUUAAGAAGAGGCCCAACUCAGCAUCUGUUCAACGCCUGAUCAUUUCUUUUGAGUUCAGGAGUCGUUUUGACCUUUAGACACCGUGGAGACCCACGCAGGACUGAGUUUUGAGUUAGCAGUAGCCCUCAUAAAUUGUCCUCCCCAAAUUCUCCAAGAAAAUUAAAUUUUCCUAAUCCCCAGUUCUUUAAAAUAAUAAGAGUUCUUAAAACCUUUUAUCUUCUUUGAUGGAAAAGUAAGAUGUUCACAGAGGUCAGGGGAAAGGCAGAGGUGUUUCAAAUCUAUUUUUAAAUGCUCUUUACAAGCUUUCACUUUCCCUCUUCAGGUCUUACUGCUGCAAACUGUUUCUUCAGAUAGCUCCCUGGUAAUCCUCCCCAGGGUAUCCUCAUUUUUGGUGUUCCCGCCUGUUAUAGAUCACUGAUUGCCUUUCUAGCCCCCCAGAAAACCUUGGAUGAGGGAGGACACUGCUGCCGACCCUCAGAAGCUCCACCUUCUUUCAGGAAACGGCUAAUAUUCUCCCCUCCUGUCCAUUUUUUCACUCCUAUUUGUGUUCCAAAUUUUACCCCCUCAUCCCCAAGUGAAGAGGAUGACCUCUGAUUAAGGACUGAGCAAGGACUUGCCUAUCCUUAUUUAGUAAAAAAUAUUCAGAUUCCUGGGCUAAGACUAGGUAGCCUCCUCAUGAAGGAUCCAAGGGAACCUCCGUGAAGCGCGGCAGCAGCUGAGGAGGUUCACCUGGCACACGGCCCUCUUUGGGACCACAGGUGCAGCACUGGAGGACACGCAGAACAAGGAGAAAACAAGGAGUCUUGGAAUGGUACAUCCUCGUUUCAAGGAUCUUCGCAGCUUUCAUGUGCAGUUUGAGGAGAAUGUCAUUCCGAAGAUGGGUAAAUUAUGAUUCUACAAAGAUUGUCUGACUUCACCUACACAAGAAUCCAUAUUCACAGCUGAUGUAAUUGUGUGUUCACGUCCCACAGAACUCACCAAAGUAGUUUUAUCCAGCAGCCUUUUGGCGUGGGUUGGGGCUUUGGAGGGUGGGUUGUUAGGAUAGAAAAGACAAGUACCUAGUUUACAUUUUCUGAUGAAUGUUAUAAAAACUAUUUUCAGUCUGUUAAGUGAACUUUGUAGAGCUCCACAAUCUUGUUCACAUUCAACGUCACCACCAUUGUUCAGCAGUUUUAUGUCUUCGCACAGAGUAAUCUGCGUUCAGUGCCCCUUGGCCCAUCUGUAGCAUACACUGCAGCAGGGUCCCUCUUAAUCUACCAUUGUGGUGAUAGCCAUGGUAUAAGGCUCCAAGAAUCAAGUGACAUCCUUUAAUAGUUUCUAUCAGUGUACUUUAGCCAUUCCCAAAAUGUGUUUACAACUUACUUAAAAUAAAAAAGGGGAUGAAUUGGUAGUGGUAUCCUUAGCAUUUAGAAAUAGUAUCUCUCAAGUCAACAAGUGAAGAAACUAUAAUCUGUCAAUUUUUAUGCCUCUGAAAUCCAAAAUUAGGUGAUCUCUGGGUCUGUAAAGGGGGUUGGAAGACUGUAAAUCUGCGUCAGUACCCGUCGUCUCCUGACCACAGCUGUUAGAGGCCAGAAACGCAGGAAGCGCGUGUGGGACUCAGUCUUGCUUUCAGUUGUCCGCCGCAGGUACCCUGGGACACAGGGCAGCUUAGAACUGAAGGCUCCGUCCGCGUGCAGAGCCCUGCUCCAGACCACCCUUGAGCCAGGACCUCGAC
Messenger RNA from Octodon degus (degu), 7635 nucleotides. It is a transcript of the gene Srgap1, whose product is annotated as SLIT-ROBO Rho GTPase activating protein 1. Gene Ontology annotation, biological process: negative regulation of cell migration; signal transduction. The transcript is spliced from 22 exons. NCBI's taxonomy places the organism in Eukaryota, Metazoa, Chordata, Mammalia, Rodentia, Octodontidae. The record is from RefSeq and is a predicted model, not a curated record. Gene Ontology annotation, molecular function: protein binding; GTPase activator activity. Gene Ontology annotation, cellular component: cytoplasm. The coding region runs from base 733 to 3990 and encodes 1085 amino acids.